Messenger RNA from Podospora pseudocomata, 1164 nucleotides. Its product is annotated as 1,2-dihydroxy-3-keto-5-methylthiopentene dioxygenase. The record is from RefSeq and is a predicted model, not a curated record. Lineage: Eukaryota; Fungi; Ascomycota; Sordariomycetes; Sordariales; Podosporaceae. The transcript has 2 exons. Bases 1 to 1164 code for a protein of 387 amino acids.
AUGGAUAUCCGCAGCAAUGCCGACACAACAGCAGGAGGGGGCUCCAUCGCUGGCUCUGAAGCCCCAACAACAGCUACACCCAUAGGCCGAGAUGGAGGAGGAAGAGGAGAAGGGGGCAACAAACCCAAGCUCCAGCUCCCAGCCAGCUGCGAGCCGCCCCAGCCUGGGCAGCCGCCUGCUAAACAACUUGUUUGGAUUGUCUUCGGCGGAACAGGCCACAUGGGUCGCUCCCUCGUCAAGUCCAUCCUCUCCCACUCGGACCUCGUCACCACCGUCGGCCGCGUCUUUGAGACGACCCCGGCCCAGAUCGCUACUCUCAAUUCCGACUCCUGCCUCGGCACUCUUUGCGACGUGCGUGACUAUGCUUCCGUGUCGAAAGUGAUGGAGAAAACGCUUGAUCGCUUCGGGAGGAUUGACUGCAUAGCCAACUGCUCCGGCUACGGCGUCAUCGGCGCGUGUGAAGAUCAGGAUGAAUAUGAAGUGCGCAACCAGUUCGAGACGAAUUUCAUGGGUACUUUGCAUAUCCUGCAGGCGUCACUGCCGUAUUUUCGGCAGCAAAACGGGGGACGGUAUCUGAUUUUCAGCUCCACCUCCGGCGCGCUGGGUGUGCCUGGGUUAGGACCGUACUGCGCGACAAAGUAUGCGGUGGAGGGGCUGAUAGAGGCGAUGCUGUACGAGGUUGACAGCUUCGGGAUCAAGGCCACGCUGGUGGAGCCGGGGCUGGUGAGGAGGGACGAGCCGGCGGAGAUUACAAAUAGUCUGCCGACUUGGGGGCACUUUUUGAUCAAGCCGGCGAGUGAGGCGUAUAGUCAUGCGACGAGCCCGGCGUUGCACGCGAAGAGGAUGGUGCAGUGGUUGGGGGAUAGGCAGCCGACGAGCGCGGUGAAGUGUGCGGAGCUGGUGUGGCAGUUGGGGCAUUGUUCUUAUCCGCCGUUGAGGUUGCUGUUGGGGAGUUAUGCGAUUGAGAGUAUUAGGGAUAGGUUGAGGAGUGUGACGGAGGAGUUGGAGGAUUGGAAACAUUUGAACUUUCCGGUGGCGCCGUCGGAGGGGGAGGUUGGGGGGAAGGGAGGGGAGGAAGGGGAGGAUGGGGACGGACAGGCGGGGGAGGGGGAGGGGGGGGAUAUUGUUGUUGAGGGGACGAGUCCGGAUGGGGGGGAGAACUGA